CCCCCCGAGCGCGCGGCCCCGUCCCGGUCCUUGAGCGCGGCGGCAGUAUGGCGCUGGAGGCGAUCCGCUACUCCCGGGGCUCGCUGCAGAUCCUCGACCAGCUGCUGCUGCCCCAGCGCAGCUGCUACGAGGCGGUGGGCUCGGUGCGCCAGGCCUGGGAGGAUAUCCGCGCCAUGAAGGUGCGCGGCGCCCCCGCCAUCGCGCUCGUGGGCUGCCUCAGCCUCGCCGUGGAGCUGCAGGCCGGCGCGGGGGGCCCGGGGCUCGACGCGCUCGUGGCCUUCGUGCGCGAGGCGCUGAGCUUCCUGGUCACCGCCCGGCCCACCGCCGUCAACAUGGCCCGCGUCGCCCGCCAGCUGGCCGACGCCGCCGCCCGGGAGGCCGAGCGGGAGGGCGCCACGGAGGAGACGGUCCGGGAGAGAGUGAUCCGCUGUGCCGAGGACAUGCUGGAGAAAGACCUCAGGGACAAUCGCAGCAUCGGGGACCUCGGAGCCCAACACCUCCUGGAAAAGGCAGCCCCCGGGGGCGGCAAGGUGACUGUGCUGACCCAUUGUAACACUGGGGCGCUGGCCACCUCUGGCUAUGGCACAGCCCUAGGUGUCAUCCGCUCGCUGCACCGCCUGGGCCGCCUGGAGCGUGCCCUCUGCACGGAGACGCGGCCCUACAACCAGGGCGCGCGGCUGACGGCCUUCGAGCUGGUCUACGAGCAGAUCCCCGCCACACUCAUCGCCGACAGCGCGGCAGCCGCAGCCAUGGCCCAGCGCGGCGUGUCCGCCGUUGUCGUGGGAGCUGACCGCGUGGUUGCCAAUGGCGACACGGCCAACAAGGUGGGCACCUACCAGCUGGCCAUUGCCGCCAAGCACCACGGCAUCCCCUUCUACGUGGCCGCCCCCAGCUCCUCGUGUGACCUCUGUCUGGAGACGGGCCGGGAGAUUGUCAUCGAGGAGCGCCCCGGCCAGGAGCUGACAGACGUCAGCGGGGUCAGGGUCGCGGCGCCCGGGAUUGAGGUCUGGAAUCCUGCCUUCGAUGUCACCCCCCAUGACCUCAUCACCGGCGGCAUCAUCACGGAGAUGGGCGUCUUUGCCCCCGAGGAGCUCCGGGCAGCCCUGAAUGCCACCGCCUCCUGAGUGGGGCACCCUAGAUGGAGCCCAGAAGUCACCGGCCGGGCUCUGCAUACUCUGCCCCGAUCCUCCUAGAUUUUAUACUAAACUUAUUGAAUGGCCUGCCCAAAGCUGACCUCCUUCCCUCAGCCACACUUCCUCCUAGAGCGGGGAGAGCAGACAGGGCCUUUGCACGGCCCUUAAGAGCCCAGCGGCUGGAGCCAGGCUGCCCGAGUUCGCCUCCCAGCUCUGCCACGUUUUCUGCUGUGUGAUCAUGGCCAAGUCACUUCACCUCUCCACGCUGUGGUUUCCUCACAAAUGGGGAUCUUACUAGUUCCACCCUGUUAGGGUGCUGGCAGGGCUGGGACUCUGCAGGGGUGCCCAAAAGGUCGGUAAUCAAGAUAAGUAAUAGUUUCAUGCAAUAUUUUUUAAAAAUCAAAAUUCCCGCAAAAACAACCUGUGAUAAACAAAAUAGCAAGAUUUUAAAUAGAAUGGAACCCUGACCUUAGACACCUUGAAGGUACUGACCUCACCUCUGUUACUGGCCCUCGUUCCAAUAAAACUUUAUUCACAACAUCAGGCAGCUGGGCAGCAGGCUGUAGUUUGGUGAUUUGAUUUUUUUAAUAAAAUAUUAUUUUUAA
Messenger RNA from Equus caballus (horse), 1738 nucleotides. It is a transcript of the gene MRI1, whose product is annotated as methylthioribose-1-phosphate isomerase 1. Gene Ontology annotation, molecular function: S-methyl-5-thioribose-1-phosphate isomerase activity. The record is from RefSeq and is a predicted model, not a curated record. Lineage: Eukaryota; Metazoa; Chordata; Mammalia; Perissodactyla; Equidae.